Messenger RNA from Punica granatum (pomegranate), 988 nucleotides. The record is from RefSeq and is a predicted model, not a curated record. Lineage: Eukaryota; Viridiplantae; Streptophyta; Magnoliopsida; Myrtales; Lythraceae.
ACUGUCAGUGACCGUUAAACUUCUUUCGUUCGGUGGAUCGGAAUCCGCCGGAAUUGCCGCCUAUGUUGCUGCUGCAGGGGCCAGAGAUACGUGGCCUCGCGGCGCUGUCCGCGGCGGAGAAGCCAUCAGAGGCCGUCACCAUGACGAGGAAAACGCUCUCCGGCGCAUUUCGAACCGUAAAGAACCCUAACCCCAGAUCCAAGAUCGCCUCGAAUCCGUCAGCGUCCUCUCAAUCGCCCGUAAGAUUGUCGGCAUCUUCAGCAUCAACGUCGAGGCGGGUAUCCGAUCCAAGGUCAAGAACAUGGAGCGUGUACCUCAUCCUCUCCACCAACGACCCGAUCAAGACCUAUGUGGGAGUUACCACCGAUUUCACUCGCCGUUUGAAACAACAUAACGGUGAGCUCAAAGGUGGGGCAAAAGCAUCGUCUGCUGGAAGGCCUUGGGUGUGUGCUUGCGUGAUUCACGGCUUCAAGGAUCAAAGCGAAGCGUGUUCGUUUGAAACCAAAUGGAAGAGCUUGUCAAAGAAACUACCUCGCAAAAGGGCAACAGAUGACGCGGCGAAACCAGAAGAUGCUCGCUCGCUUCUACUGCUGCGGCACAGAGAAGCUGCAUUAGAUCAAGUUAAAGGUGAAAUUGAUUGCAGUCACUUGGAAAUUGACUGGCAGUUAAGUCCUUUGUGAUGCAAUAGACUUACUGCUCACACAAAGUAAGGACAUUGUCGCAGUUGAAAGCUGCUGGCAUGGAAUUUGGGAGGACUAUGCUGCCAUCCCAUGAAAUAUUUAUUUGGCACGAGAUCUAUACAGGCUUGUCCAUAUAUGUUUUCAUUGUGAUUAUAUAUGUAACUCAAAGUUAAAGUAUGUCCGUGUUUGACAUAGUAGCGAUUUUUUUUUAUGGAGACGAUAAAAUGCCUUUGCUUCACACUGACAUUGUAAAAGAAUUGAAAGGCUUGAAUAAGAGGUGGAAAUGUUAUACACUUAUGGGAAUCUGA